This is a messenger RNA of Aureobasidium vineae, 1698 nucleotides long. The record is from the annotation of a GenBank genome assembly. Lineage: Eukaryota; Fungi; Ascomycota; Dothideomycetes; Dothideales; Saccotheciaceae.
AUGUCGACGAACGAAUCGCCAGCAGCGGCUUUGGAGCCAGCUCACACAUUUGCGCCAAACCAAGGAUACGAUUAUGCCAACAACGACCAAGAACAAGCUGGUGGUGUUUUACUGGACGAGGGCAUUGAGGAUGAACAGGACGACUACUACGAUGACUUGUUCGAGGACAGCGCCGACGAGGUCAACGACUCAGAAAUUACUUUUUCCAACCCUGCCGACUUCACCAAAUCAUACAACCGCCAGAGACGUCUGAACGACGAUCAAGUCUCCUCGAUCCAAAAGCCCAAGACCAAUCCUGCCGGCCACAAGCCUACCGCCAAUACUCGUUCGAGCGUCGAUGAUCAGGUCCAAAGCUUGGCCCAACAUGCUUCUAAGCUGCGCCUUAACAAUCUCGAGGCUGGCUUUGGCGGCGGCAAGCAAGAAAGAGGAGGCGGCAAGGACAAGAGCGACCGCGCCACCAGCGAACAAGUCUUGGAUCCUAGAACACGCAUGAUUCUUCUGCAACUCCUGAACAAGAAUGUUGUUUCCGAGAUCAACGGCGUUUUGUCAACCGGAAAGGAAGCCAACGUCUACCAUGCUGCAACAAUCCCCGAGUCCCACGACGACUCCGAAGGUCCUGCUGCCCCUCUACACAGAGCCAUCAAGGUCUACAAGACGAGUAUUCUGGUCUUCAAGGACCGCGACAAGUACGUCACUGGAGACUUUAGAUUCCGUGGCGGCUAUAACAAGAGCGACAACCGCGCCAUGGUCAAGGUCUGGGCGGAGAAGGAGUUCAGAAACUUGCGUAUUCUACACGCCGCCGGUAUUCCCUGCCCUGACCCUCUUUACCUCCGUCAACACGUCAUGGUCAUGAGCUUCCUGGGCAACAAGAAGGGAUGGCCCGCACCUCGUCUGAGAGACGUCGACUUCCAAUUAUCCACCGAAGAGGAGAAUGCCGCCAAGUGGAGAGAGAUGUACAUUCAGUUGCUCGGCUACAUGCGCGUUAUGUACCAGACCUGUCGCCUGGUCCAUGGUGAUUUGAGUGAAUACAACCUGAUGUACCACCAAGGUCGCAUCUUCGUCAUUGACGUUAGUCAAAGUGUUGAGCACGACCACCCGCGUUCCCUCGAGUUCCUGCGUAUGGAUAUCAAGAACAUUAGCGAUUUCUUCGCUCGCAAGGGCAUCGACUGUCUGCCCGAGAGAGCCAUCUUCGGUUUCAUCACAUCUGAACAAGGCGGUGUUGAGACUUCUCAGAUGGAGGACCUCAUUGCCAAGAUGUACGAGACCAGAGAACAACAAGGUAACCAAGAUGACGAGGAAGUCGACAACCAAGUUUUCAGACAACAAUACAUCCCCCAGACUCUCGAGCAAGUUUACGAUGUCGAGCGCGAUGCUGCACGAGUGCAAAAAGGAGAAGGCGAUGACCUCGUCUACAAAGCCCUUCUUGCAAACAAGACCGCCAACGGCACCGAAGACGCUGAGAAUGACAGCGAUGCCGAGGGCUCAGAAAGCGAAGAGUACGAUUCAGAAGACCCUGACCGACCGCGUAGGAAGCGCAACGAGGGCGAGAGACCCAGAGGCAAGCGUUUCGUAGACAAAGAUACCAAAAAGGAGCACAAAAAGGCAGUCAAAGAGGAGAAGCGCGAGAAGAGAAAGGAGAAGAUGCCCAAGCAUCUCAAGAAGAAGCUCAUCAGCGGUUCUUCUCGCGGCAAGCAUUAG